Molecule: messenger RNA, 725 nt
Organism: Elaeis guineensis (African oil palm)
Lineage: Eukaryota; Viridiplantae; Streptophyta; Magnoliopsida; Arecales; Arecaceae
Product: ubiquitin-fold modifier 1
Biological process (GO): protein K69-linked ufmylation
Cellular component (GO): cytoplasm; nucleus
Source: RefSeq, a predicted model, not a curated record
GUCCCCCUUGGUCCAAGCGGCCCGGUCCAGCAUUAUUCCUCCCAUCUCCAUCGCACACGGCAUUAAAAACCCCCCCGUCCCCGUCCACCAACGGAGCCAAACACGCAAUCGGUCCUCGAUAUUCCUGUUCUCCUACGUUGCUCUCUCCUCUUCUCUUCUCUGUGCUCCCGGGGGCGAGAUGGCGGCGGGCGGAAAGGUCUCCUUCAAGAUCACUCUCACCUCCGAUCCCAAGCUCCCCUUCAAAGUUUUCAGUGUCCCGGAGGCGGCGCCCUUCACUGCGGUGCUGAAAUUCGCCGCGGAAGAGUUCAAGGUCCCUCCUCAGACCAGCGCCAUCAUCACCGACGAUGGCGUGGGUAUUAACCCACAGCAAAGUGCAGGUAAUGUAUUUUUAAAACAUGGCUCAGAGUUGCGUCUCAUACCUCGCGACAGAGUUGGAGCUUCAUCAACCUCCUAAAUGUGCCCUUAUCUUAUUUCUUUUUUGCAAGCAAAGUUUGCAUCUCCACAUUGCUGUUAGAUAUUUUAUGCUAUCAAGAUAUUCUCUUCCUAUACACCAGAUGUGAGAAAAUAUUGGUGGGUAUACUCGGCUUGUAGGAUUUAAAUAAUUAUUACUACUGCAUUUAUCGUUCACUUACAUUGUGUCAGAAUGUGUGGACUGUUCUGCUGUGCUGAUGUAAUUGACCAAUAAUAAGUGCGACUGAAUCGAUGUUGUGUGUAUCUAUUUAUGA